Molecule: messenger RNA, 1380 nt
Organism: Sinocyclocheilus grahami
Lineage: Eukaryota; Metazoa; Chordata; Actinopteri; Cypriniformes; Cyprinidae
Product: terminal uridylyltransferase 7-like
Exons: 12
Coding region: 74-1258 (394 amino acids)
Molecular function (GO): nucleic acid binding; RNA uridylyltransferase activity; zinc ion binding
Source: RefSeq, a predicted model, not a curated record
AUUUACUCUAAAUGUGUGUUGUUCAAAUAAAUCAGUGGUUUUGUUUUACACCCCAUCUCUCUCUACCUCUGCCAUGUCUAUUUAUCCAUUCAUUUUAGGCCUGAGAAACAUCCUACCUAUUACUACCGCAAAAGUCCCAAUUGUGAAGUUUUACCACACCAAAACUGGACUAGAGGGAGAUAUAAGCUUGUACAAUACACUGGCUUUGCACAACACGCAGUUACUGGCAUCAUACGCUGCGAUUGACGCUCGGGUGAAGAUCCUCUGCUACGUCAUGAAAGUGUUCGCUAAAGUCUGUGAUAUUGGCGACGCGUCCCGUGGGAGUCUGUCUUCAUAUGCCUACACCCUAAUGGUGCUGUACUUCCUUCAACAAAGAAGCCCCCCUGUUAUCCCAGUUCUCCAAGAGAUGUAUGUUGGGGAGAAGGAGCCUGUAGUUCUUGUCGAUGGCUGGGAUGUUCAUUUCUUUAGUGAUCUGAAGAACUUGCAUAAAUACUGGCCGGGGUACAAGAAGAAUAAGGAGUCGGUGGGGCAGCUGUGGUUUGGGCUGCUGCAGUUUUACACCGAGACGUUUGACUUCAAGGAGACUGUCGUCUGCAUCCGCAGAAAAGAGCCUCUCACCACCUUCAAGAAGCAGUGGACCUCCAAACACCUCGCCAUCGAGGAUCCCUUUGAUUUGAGUCAUAAUCUUGGAGCUGGUCUCUCACGGAGAAUGGCGAGCUUCAUCAUGAAGGCCUUCAUCAACGCCCGCAGAGUUUUCGGCGCCCCCGUCAGAGACUUCCCACCAGAGUAUCCCAACAAAAUGGAGUAUUUUUUUGACCCAGAGGUGCUGACGGAGGGCAAGCUUGCACCCAAUGACCGCUGCUGCCGGAUUUGUGGGAAGAUUGGGCAUUUUAUGAAAGACUGUCCAAUGCGAAAGAGACAAAGACGUGAUACUGAUGGACGUGGUGUGAACAGACCCGAUGGCAGAGUGAUGACGGAUGGCGAACGGUGGCGGCAGAGGGAGGAGAAGUGCUGUUAUCUGUGUGGCUCCAGCGCUCACAUCAAGAAAGACUGCCUGCUGGCCAAAUCGUUAGAAUCCUCCCCAAACACACACCAAAGAAGCCCUGCGUCAGACAGGGACAGAUUAGACAGUCCUCAGCAGGACAGGAAAAAGAAGCGAAAAGCAAAGAGGAUGAUUUUGGGGCCUGAAGCAGGUAGUCUUGCCAGCAGACAUGCAUCAUUAAAUGCAUCUAUGGAGAAGUGGAGCCCUUUCAAGUAAAUCAUCUAAAGAGAGGCGUUUCUGGAUCUACAGCAGCCCGAGCUCAGUAUUAUCAUAAACCCGUUAGAACACCUUGAUUGAUGUGCCUUGUAUCGGUGUCUAAUUUUUAGUUGAGUUUCUUU